AUGGAUUUGGAGGGUAUUCAGCAAGAAUUGGCAAGUGCUGAUCAGCAGGUGGCUGCCAUAAUCGAGUCAUUUAUUGAACUGGGCGUGUCUGUUUAUGAUUUCCCCGGAACGAGUGAGGCCACCCAGGGCAUGAUCACAAAUUUGAAAAGAAAUGUUGACAGACUAUCGAAACUGAACCAGAAGAGCAACGAUCCGGAGUCACAGCUGAACAAUGUCAAUGUGCCUAUCGAGGUCGUGCAAUACAUCGAAGACGGCCGAAAUCCGGAUAUCUAUACCAGAGAGUUUGUGGAGGCGAUUCGGCGCUCCAAUCAGUAUCAGAGGGCAAAGAUGCAGGGUUUGAAGCAGCUGCGGGACUCGCUAGCGGAAAAGAUUGCAGAAGAGUUCCCAGAUCUUGAACCAAGUGUUCAAAAUAUCGUCAAGAGGACAUCCUCACAGUAG
Zygotorulaspora mrakii is the source of this 438-nucleotide messenger RNA. It is a transcript of the gene NUT2, whose product is annotated as mediator complex subunit NUT2. The record is from RefSeq and is a predicted model, not a curated record. Gene Ontology annotation, cellular component: chromatin; mediator complex. Lineage: Eukaryota; Fungi; Ascomycota; Saccharomycetes; Saccharomycetales; Saccharomycetaceae. The transcript has a single exon. The coding region runs from base 1 to 438 and encodes 145 amino acids. Gene Ontology annotation, molecular function: transcription coregulator activity. Gene Ontology annotation, biological process: positive regulation of transcription by RNA polymerase II.